UUGAUGCAAUUAGCUUCUUUAAUAUGAGGAGUCUAUAUAUUGUAGUAUUAUUUCGAUUUUUUUGGUUUAUCAUAGGUUCUGCAACUGGAAACAAUAACUGUAGUGACCCAGGAAAUUGGUCACUGUAUGAAGGUCAAUGCUACAGUUGUAAAAGUGACAAAGUUUCUUGGCAAUCUGCAAGAUCAUCAUGUUUACAAUUAGGAGGAAAUCUCGUAACUAUUAGUAAUUCAGGGAUCCAGACCUUUUUACUAAAUCUUUGUGGCACCACUUCCUCUCUCUAUUGGAUUGGUUUGAAUGAUAUAUCAAAUGAGGGCGACUUUGUAUGGGAUGGCACAUCAACACCUUUCUCUUACUCAAAUUGGUGGCCUGGCGAGCCAAAUGAUUCUGGAGGUGACGAUUGUAUAUUCAUUUCGGCGGGGAAUCAGUGGUUCGACCAUAAUUGCGACGUGAACUUAUCUUUCAUAUGUCAGAGAGUUUCAGACAUCGGCGAGUGUGUAAGUUCCCCUUGUGUACACGGCACUUGUACAGAUCAGUUAAACUCGUACACAUGUCAAUGCCAACCAGGAUAUACAGGAACUAACUGUGAUAUUGACUUCAACGAGUGUUCAAGUUCCCCUUGUGUACAUGGUACAUGUAUAAAUCAGGUUAACUCGUACACAUGUCAAUGCCAACCAGGAUAUAUCGGAACUAACUGUGAUGAAGAUGUGGAUGAAUGUCAAAGUUCACCCUGUAUUCAUGGCGUUUGCAGCAACCUUAUAAAUGCAUAUAGUUGUCAGUGUUAUCCUGGAUAUGAAGAGACUCAAUGUCAAAUAGAUAUAAAUGAAUGCUUAAGUUCUCCAUGUCAGCAUGGUACCUGUAUUGAUAAAAUAGAUUCUUACUCGUGCAACUGUUCCCCAGGAUAUAUUGGGAGAGCAUGUGAUACAGAUGUGGAUGAAUGUCAGAGUUCACCGUGUAUCCAUGGUAACUGUAGUGACCAUGUAAAUGAGUAUAGAUGUCAGUGUUUCCCUGGAUAUGAAGGACUUCAAUGUCAAAUAGAUAUAGACGAAUGCUUGAGCUCUCCGUGUCGACAAGGUACCUGUAUUGACAAAAUCAAUUCUUAUAUGUGCCACUGUUCACCUGGAUACACCGGUGUACACUGUGAAACAGAUGUAAAUGAAUGUUUGAGCUCACCUUGUGGUCAUGGCAGCUGCAUUGACAAAGUCAACUCAUUUGUUUGUGAAUGUACAUUUGGAUACAAAGGAAUUUCUUGUGACGAAUUUUCAGUUAAUACACUAUUGCUGCUUGUCCUUUUAACUUUCCUCCCAAUCAUCAUGUUAAUUUUCUCUUUUUAUCUGAGCAAAAGGAUAAAACAUAACAAAGUAGAAGACGUAGCCAUUUUUGUGUUCCCAGAUAUUUCAAUUGGGGAAUCCAAACCAAAAUUGGUGUUUCAAAAAUAAAAAUAAAAACGCACCCCCAAUAUUUUUAUUGUUUCCAUCAUUAAUUCAUAAUGGCAAGAAUUUUGGAGGCAGAACACAUUAACUUAUAAAGUUAGGUGUCCGCUAAUAAAGGAUCAAACUUGUCGUCAUACAUCCCAUGCAUAUUAAAUAUAUUUAAUGCUGACAUGAAUUAAUAAAUACGCGUUAUUUCCCUGUCAUCUCCUACUGUCGCUAUAUCAGAUUAAGAUUGUUACGCUCAUCGCUACAAAUCCCCAAUGUAAGGCCGAGAGCACUAUCAUCCUCUAUCGCAUUCAGGUAUAUCAUUCACCCGAACACACCAUAUUUUACAAACAAAUUUGAAAAAAAUCUUUUGACUCUGCACUAGUAAGGAAUAUCCAGUGAAAGACAAAAUAACAAAUAGACUGAAAUCCAGGCAUACAUUUCUCAGAAUCAUUGAUCACUGUAGAACGAUUUCCUGUGUUUCGCUGUUUAUCGUCGUUUCUGUGCAUAAAAUUUAAUCAUCCUCAGCGGCAGAUCGUCCAGCGACAAACUGGGCUUUAGAAAACAUGGUGCUUACCUACUGUGCUGAAUGUUAUAGGACCAGCGUCUGCAAUACAAUGUUGGCUAAAUGCACUCUGUAUAAACGACACGC
Molecule: messenger RNA, 2067 nt
Organism: Magallana angulata
Lineage: Eukaryota; Metazoa; Mollusca; Bivalvia; Ostreida; Ostreidae
Product: fibropellin-1-like
Exons: 13
Coding region: 24-1436 (470 amino acids)
Molecular function (GO): calcium ion binding
Source: RefSeq, a predicted model, not a curated record